Salvia hispanica is the source of this 801-nucleotide messenger RNA. NCBI's taxonomy places the organism in Eukaryota, Viridiplantae, Streptophyta, Magnoliopsida, Lamiales, Lamiaceae. The record is from RefSeq and is a predicted model, not a curated record.
AUGCAUACUAUCGUCCCCUCCCCCCCCAAAGGUACGGGCAAUCGCCGGGAUUAUCCCAAAUUCCGGAGAAUUUUUUGGCGCCUGAUCGCAAUUUGCCCGACUGGCCAAUCGGUGGAGGCUCCGGCUCCGGCUCCGGCUCCGGCAGGAUCAACCUCGAGUCUCGGCGUCAAUGCCGAGGAGGAAGAGGAGGCAGCGGCUGCAGAGGUUGGUGGAGACGGCACUCGGCAUGCAUACAGCCAAGCCGAGACGUUGGCUUUGUACGACGCUUGGAUCAGCGUCUCGUACGAUCCUGUCGUCGGGAAUCAACAAACCCACAAGUGCUUUUGGGAAAAAGUCACCGACCUUUACAACGCCCGAAGGCCGACGACUACCGUUCGCCGCAACGUGAAGAUGCUCCGCAGUCAUUGGGACCGAACGGACAAAGAUGUCAAAAAAUUUUGCGCGAUAUACAGGGGAGAAGAGGCGAAUUAUCAGAGCGGAGCCAGUGGAGCCGACAUUCUGAGAGCGGCGUUGCGGGUCUUCAAAGACGACGUCGGCAAAGAUUUCAAGCUUGUCGAUGUUUGGUCGCAAGUCCACCACCUUGACAGGUGGGCUGGCGGUGUCGAGUCGGCCUCGGGCUCGAAACGCACGAAGCGCACGGCGCGUGGCCACUACUCGUCUAGUGAUGGCGGCGAAGGCAACACCUCACGUGAGGGCACGCCAACCGAUGAUAUGUUUGAGACCUUCAUCAUGCCUGGUAUGGAGACGCCCCUCGUCUUCCAGCAAUCAUGUGAAGAGGAUAUCAGCUUGAAACCGAUUUAG